Toxorhynchites rutilus septentrionalis is the source of this 1969-nucleotide messenger RNA. RefSeq names its product protein fuzzy homolog (gene fy). The record is from RefSeq and is a predicted model, not a curated record. Bases 324 to 1391 code for a protein of 355 amino acids. NCBI's taxonomy places the organism in Eukaryota, Metazoa, Arthropoda, Insecta, Diptera, Culicidae. Gene Ontology annotation, biological process: vesicle-mediated transport; non-motile cilium assembly. The transcript is spliced from 4 exons.
UCAACAAGUUGUCGAUUGCGAACAAAAUAGGAAUCGCAUUUCACACAGAGCACUGUUCGAGAUGUCCAUACAUUUGAUGUGUGUCACGUCGGAUGGAGGAGUCCCCAUAUACUCUAAAAAACGAGGCGAUUGUGAAAGCUAUUGCACUGAUAACGCUUGAAUAGUUCAAAUGGUCCAAGGUAUUGGGGAAUGUAGCUACACUUUCUAAUCAUUCACUACCUACAGGAAGGGGACUUCAAUCCAAUGCUAUAUAUUUGGCGGAAAGGUUAUUAGCGGAGUAAUGGCUCCCAUUUUCCACAAUCGCUUCCCUGAAUGGGGUGCACAUGUUCUGCAAAUCACAGAACGUGGAUCUCUCCCUGACCCAUUUGGAAGAUGGCAUGAUAAUCUGGAAAGAGUACGACAGCACCCUGAUGAUGAUUGGCAUUGCGAAAGGAAUCGGAGAGAAGAUUCUUCGCAGCUUGAUGGAUUUUUCCUAUUACGCCAUGGUGUUUUGCGUCGGAAUUUCAGCUAUUAAGAAAAUAAAAAAUAUCGAUCGGUUCAAGCGGGAGCUGAAAAAUUGCUACGCCCUCAUAGACCAACUGCUAGAGGUGGUCGAGAAUGAUUUCUUCCGCUACAACGAAGCUGUGCUGUGCUCGGAAAGUAUGGCCAUGUUGGUGAAACUGAAUGAGUUUAGCAUUCAAAUCGGAUCCCCGUUCUGUUCGGUUUUGAUUCGCCAGAAGGUUGCCUGCGGGACGGAGGGCUGGUGGGAUUUGGACAUAGUGGACCGGAAGUUGCUGAUGGUUCUGUUGAACGCAUCCAGCACCAUCCAGCAAGACGUUCCAGUGUUCCUGCCCAAAAAGAGUCCGGGGAUUGCAUACCGUUUCAUCAGUAUUCCAAUCACGCAAGGAGUGAGUAUUUGCGCCCUCUGCGGGGCAGAACCUGCGUACGACAAACUCCAAGCGCUGAGUCAGCAAUUUUGGAUGAACGAAAUCGAUUUGCUGAUUACAGCCGAACAGAAUUAUCCGAAGAAUUACCCCGCCAGCAUGGAGCUGGACGCUAGCAUCUUGGGGUUUUUGCUUCUCAACAAGCAGCAAUCGAAGUAUGUGAUAUCGAGAAAUGUUCAUCUGACUAGUACAGGAAAAAGAACCCUGUCGGGGAACCAUAGGUUGGACAUACUGCGUACCUUCUUCCACCAGUCAGUGGAUGCUAUGGAGGAUCUGUUCCGAGAGGGAGAUAAAGUCAUGAACUUGGAACAGUACUGGUGUUCUGAUUAUCACAAGUGCCACGCUCUGCUCGAAGGACCAAAUGUUCUAUGCGUGCUCUACACAUCAGCAAUCCCGACCCACAUCAUGAGGUUAGUAACACAAAAAACACUGAAUAUGCUAAUAUCGGAUAAGGAUGUCUGUUGGUAGUGCUACCACUUCGAACAUACAAUGUGGUUUACAUAUUUUGAGCUCUGGUUAAUAUACUUAAAAUGGAAGUGGAAUGAUACUCGCUGAAUAAAACGUACCGGCUAAUGGGCAGCUACUAAUUGUCUUGGCGCUUUUAUGGCGCAGACCGUAAGACUAUAUCACACGACCGGAAUAAUUUAACAACCUAUCGACAGCUUUAACGAAUACAGAUGGGAAUAGAUUGCUAUUAUUGUCUUCACUCCUGAAAAAUAGAUGAAUUAAAGAUAAUAGAUUCGCUAGUUUCAAUAGUAUACUUUGACAGUUUCGUUUGCGUCAUUCCAUAACUAAUUACACAUUAAAGUUAGAUACAUUGAACGAAUAACACGAGACGAUAGAAAACUUAACGGACAGAUUGUAACCGUGAUGUUCAAUGUUUUAUUGUAAUUUUUGGUCACUGAUAAUGUUAAUGUAACAGCCCCUUUUUUCAUACUUGUCGAUAAAUCAAUAGUUAUAUUUGAACGCACACUUAUUCAACAUAUCUAAUGCUGAUAUAAAGAUUAUUGUCAUGCUAAAAGUUUAUCAUUGAGGAUAUCGUUACG